Aquila chrysaetos chrysaetos is the source of this 1227-nucleotide messenger RNA. RefSeq names its product metaxin 2 (gene MTX2). Gene Ontology annotation, cellular component: SAM complex. Gene Ontology annotation, biological process: mitochondrion organization. The transcript has 10 exons. NCBI's taxonomy places the organism in Eukaryota, Metazoa, Chordata, Aves, Accipitriformes, Accipitridae. The coding region runs from base 16 to 942 and encodes 308 amino acids. The record is from RefSeq and is a predicted model, not a curated record.
CGGGGCGGGCCCCGGAUGCAGUUGCUGCCCCGGCGGCGCGGCGCCCAGUUCCUGUGCGUGCCCUCGGCCUGCUGCUGCCGCCCGCCCGCCCGCCCGUCCGCCCUCCGCGACAUGUCGCUGGUGGCGGAGGCCUUCGUGACUCAGCUGGCCGCCGCAGAGCCUUGGCCUGAAAAUGCUGCGUUGUAUCAGCAACUGAAGGAGGAACAAAUUUUGCUUUCUGAUAAUGCAUCUUCCCUUGCUGUGCAGGCCUUUUUGCAAAUGUGCAAUCUGCCAAUCCGGGUGGUUUGCAGGGCAAAUGCCGAGUACAUGUCCCCAUCUGGCAAAGUACCCUUUAUUCACGUGGGAAAUCAAGUAGUAUCCGAACUUGGGCCCAUAGUCCAGUUUGUAAAAGCCAAGGGCCAUUCUCUCAGUGAUGGGUUGGAUGAAGUCCAAAAAGCCGAGAUGAAAGCUUAUAUGGAAUUAGUCAAUAAUAUGCUCUUGACAGCAGAGCUCUAUCUCCAGUGGUGUGAUGAUGUUACAGUAGAGGAGAUUACUCACCCGAGGUAUGGCUCCCCUUACCCAUGGCCUCUUAACCGCAUUUUGUCCUAUCAGAAGCAAUGGGAGGUAAGGCGAAAGAUGAAAGCCAUUGGAUGGGCUGGAAAGACGCUUGAACAGGUGCUUGAAGAUGUAGAUCAGUGUUGUCAGGCUCUCUCCCAGAGAUUAGGAACACAACCAUAUUUCUUCAAUAAGCAACCAACUGAAUUAGAUGCUCUGGUAUUUGGACAUCUGUUCACAAUCCUUACUACUCAACUAACCACUGAUGAACUCUCUGAAAAAGUGAAAAACUACAGUAAUCUCACAGCCUUUUGUCGGCGAAUAGAGCAGCAGUACUUUGAAGGUCAUGAUAAAGACAGCUCUACAACUGUUGCAGCCCGAUCUGCUAAGAGGUCCUUACUGAGAUAAGCGUGUUGUUUGGUGGUUGGGGUGGAUUGCGUUUCAGUUUUGGGUUUUGUUGUUCAAUGAAUUGAUUUUGAGGAUGGAGACGUGUGUUAGCUUUUUGAAGCUGCCAAAUCAUUCUAGAAAAAACUCUAAAUGCGGUUUCUGUGUUGUAGAAUAUACUGUGCACAUUUAACCUGAAAUGACUGUAUGGGCACUUCCAUUUUAAUAACCCGUAUACCACUCACUCUAAAGUGACCUUGGAAAAAUAUUGUAUCUGUAUUAAAAAAAAAUAAAAUACUUUAAAAAGUU